GUUGGUUCAGCAGCUGUCAGCCCGGACGAAUAUUUCGCUUCGCUUCGCGGACACGAAGAUGGAAAGAAGGGCCCUGGGCGGAUGGUUCAGCACGGUGACGGCCCAGCUCAUCCAGCACGAGGACGUAAUCUGCAUACGCGCGCCCUCACCCUCCAACCUCCGCUAGGGAGCCCCUCCACUUCAUUCGACCCUUUGCUUGACGGAUACAGGUGGGGGGAAGUUGUGGAGGACGGGUAGGGGAGGCAGUUUUCCGCGCGGGAACCAAGGAAUGGAGCACGGGAGAAGGAGGGUGGCUGUGUUGCUCUCGCCCAAUGCGCCAAAUGGCAAAUGACGUCGCAGCCGCAGGUUGACGAAACAAAAGUGCCCAAUUUUACUGCUAUUUGUCACCCCAUGGGAGAGAAAGAGGGGGUUCCGAUAGUGGGUAAGCAAACAAAUCGUGUGUCAUAAAUCGGAUGUAUGUGCGUGUGUGUGUGCGUGUAUUUCUUUAGUGGAGAAAAGCAUUUCCUCCGGGAAGUGCGGCAAAAGUAGGCUGCGAUACAAAAAAAAAACCGUAAAGCACAACAACACAUCACAUUUCCUCCAAAGCAAAAACUAAACCGUGCUGGUGUUCGCUCCGGACCCCGAUGAGCGAACGAUGACGGAGUUUUGUGACGACGUUAUCAAGCUGUUCCCGCUGCGCGCGAUACCGGACGUGAUCAAGCUGUUCCGGCAGCAGCUAAACAAUCGCGAGGAGGAACCGGACCUGACGCUGCUGUCCAUCGUGACCGGGCUGAUCGAGCAUUCGCUCACGACGAAGGUGCUCGAGUCGACCGGCGCCGGCUCGUCCACCUCGCACACCAAUAACAACAACAACAACAACAACAAUCAUGUCGAUGGAGGCAAGGGUGGAACGGCGGCGGCGACCGGUGGAGAUGCGGCCGGUGGGAACUUUCCCGUGAUCCGGUACGACACGGUCGAGGCACUGUACAAGCGGUUCAAGUCCGUGCUGGCCCCGAUCGAGAAGCUGCUGGUAAAGACGACCACCGAUUCGAAGUUCGCCAGCCGGGAAAUUAUCAAGAAAGUGUCGGACAUCAUCUGGAACUCGCUGCUCCGCAGCUCGUACAAGGACCGGGCGCACCUGCAGAGCCUGUACAGCUACCUGUGCGGCAACAAGUUGGACUGCUUCGGUGUGGCGUUUGCGGUGGUGGCGGGCUGCCAGAUGCUGGGCUACCGGGACGUCCAUCUGGCCAUCUCGGAGGAUCACGUGUGGGUCGUGUUUGGCAAGACGGGCGACGAAACGAUCGAGGUAACGUGGCACGGCAAGGGCGCGGAGGAUAAGCGGGGGCAGUCGGUGGCGCCCGGCAUCGAGUCACAGACGUGGCUGUACGUGGCUGGCCAUCCGGUCGUUUGCAAUCGGUACAUGGAGGUGGCCGCGAUCGUGUCGGCGAUCAAUCCAUCGCUGACGGCGACCAGCGCCUGCCUGGAGGUGGCCGAUCUGCAGCAGCAGCUGCUGUGGCUGCUGUACGAUAUGGGCCACCUGAAGAAGUACCCGAUGGCGCUGGGAUGUCUGGGCGAGCUGGAGGAGGUGGAACCGACGGGCGGGCGGAAGAGCUGCGAGGAGCUGUACAAUGAGUCGGUCCGGUCGGCGCAGACGUACUACCGGAACCAUCACGUGUACCCGUACACGUACCAGGGCGGGUACUACUAUCGGAAGAACAUGUACCGGGAAGCGUUCGCGUCCUGGGCGGACAGCAGCGAUGUGAUUCGACUGUACAACUACUCGCGCGACGAUGAGGAAAUAUACAAAGAGUUUCUCGACAUUGCCAACGAGCUGAUCCCGCAGGUGAUGAAGCUGGAAAGCUCGGGCCAUUCGGCCAAAAGCAUACUGCGCGAUGCGUCCUGCUUCGCGAACCUGUUGCGCUUCUACGACGGCAUCUGCAAGUGGGAGGAGGGCAGCCAGACGCCCAUCCUGCACAUUGGCUGGGCGAAACCGCUGGUUGCUACGAUCGCCAAGUUCGAUCACGACAUUCGGUCGCAGGUGAUCAUCAAGUGUGCGGAUCAGGAACCGCAAGCCCAGCACCCAGCCCACGGGCAGGAAAAUGGGAGCAAAAAUGGUGCGGACGAUUCGCUGCACCAUCACAACAACAACAACAAUAACAUUGUGAAAGCGGACGCUAACGUGGCGAAUGGUGGGCGCGGUGCGAAUGGGAGCAGCGGGGUGAAAGGAAACCCACUGCCGAAAUCGCUCGAAGCCCUGGUGGGAAAGUGCGGCGAGAAGCUGCUGAAUCCCGAGUUUCUUCUGCAAGGUGGUGGACAACCGUUCACUACCGAGGAAAGCGCUCCGUCGUCGGAUGGUGAGGGGACGACGGUUUCGUCGGCGGCGGUAGACACCACCACCGAGGUGAAACCCGCUAGCAAUGGGAAGCGUGAGGAAGGCGCGACAAAGAAGCAGCAGGAAGGCGAGGAGCCGGAAAAGGGUGUAAAGCCCGAGAAGCAACGGGAGAAGGCCCAAGAAACCGAUGCGGAACCGAAGCGGCCCAUCAUUGUGCUGUACAGCCAGAAGAUGAAGGGGCUGAAGGAUCUGCUGCUGACGGAGAAGCUGAACACGAACGCGAUCUCGCUGCAAAUUACGGCCCAAAGCCAGGUGCAGGUAGGUGGGAAGAAGCUGCGCGGUUCGCAGGUAUCGCUCGGUAGCUCGAUCGGCGGUACCACUGGUGGCACGGUAACCGUAGGCGAUGGUAUCGAGGGCAAUACGCGACCGAAACGAGCGCGUCGCGAGUAGAGGGAGAGAGCGAGCGAGCGACCUUUGGUCAGUAAGCAACACUUACAAUGUACGAGGGGCGGUUUUGUUGCAGUUUAUUUAUGUUUUAAGGCAGACUUUAAUUUAUUCAUCGCCUGUGUGUAUCUGGCACUUCAGAAAAGCCAGCCAGGAGGGAAGAAAAAUGGGCCAUUUUGCACCACUUCCUCCGCAUUGGUAGUAGUGGCGCGCACAUCCGUUUUAUGAUUCCUUUUUUUACGUCAACGAAUACUUUAAUUUAAUUGCACCAGCCAUUCCAACACACAAAACGACCGCUUCUAGUCGGAACGCACGUUAGUUUUGAGCUACUCAUAAUUCCUUUUUUUUUGUUUGACUAUUUUUAUUUUGGUUAACUUUAAUAUUAUCUGUUAUCUAUUAUUUUUGGAAGUAGUAAUUUGUGUAACUUUUCUUGUCAAAAACCGAAUCCUCCCUUUAUUUUAGCAUACAAUGCACAAUUAAUGUGAGUGUGUUAGUUUACAGUGACACGAUAGAGCGACGAUCUUCAUCCAGUAAAUGCUGUGUUGUUUAAAUUAUUUAAAACCCUUUUUAGCACCAAUGAUGAGAAUAAUGCUGGCUCCUCUAUAGUAUUGCUUUUAUUGAAAAAAAAAAUGUGAUUACUUUCUUUACUAAUCGACUAAUCGUUGUUGAAAUUACCCUUAUCCUGUGUGCCCUUGUAAAGUACGGGCGAUCGCCACAUUCACAACAUCAAGUGCCGUGAUAAUAGGUGCUUCAAUGCCAGCGCCAACACGUCUUGACUAUCUAAAGUUUCAUUUAAAAUGUUUUCCAUUGUUGUGUUGCAUUCGGUGAAAGGACGUAGAAACGGGGACGGGGAGGAUGAAAUAUUCAUCUUCUUAUUUUAUUCUGGCUGAUAGUUUGUAGAACUAAGGUUAGAACGGAGUAUUAAGUUUUCCUUUGUCACACACUGCAUGCUUCACUGCAAAAUGGUGUCAAUGCCUAUGAGGCACGGCGUUAACUUAGUGGUAAUUUGUAUGGAUGAAGAUGGAUGAAGAAGUAGAGAAAGCAGAGAAGGAGCAGAUAGAGAGCAUUAACAAUCAAACAACUUUUGCCACUCGCUAUGCAAUAGAUCGUAAUCAAAAAUAUGUUUUGUAAAUAUUCCUAUAGUCUAUAGAAAGGACAGAAGAAAAAGGUGUGUUUGAAGCGACACAUAACUUAUUAUGCAUCAUAUCUGCUAGGGGGGUCCACACACUGUUCUGUCACACAGGGACCGUGAUUGAUACAACCGUUCGUGUGAAUGUUUGUUUAUUUGCCUGCGCGUGUUACUAUAUAUGUUUCGCUUUGUUUUUGGGCUUGUUGUGUUGCUAAAUUGUAUACAAAAUCAAUCUUAAAGAUGAAAGCUUGCCCCACUUCCUUAGGAAGUCGGGGAGGGUUUUGUAGCGCGUUCAGUUGCGAGUAGUAUUGCUGCUUCAUCGCAACAUCGAUCGAACGAACAAGACAGAACGCGAUGCGUGAAGCGUGUUGUUGCAUUAGUAUUUGCUGUGGCAUUGUAAAACCUUAUUAAAAGGUGUGAGAAAAUAUUGGCAAAGCCAAAUAAAAAAAAUAAGAAGAAACUUAUGAAGUGCGGUGCAUUAACAAUAUAAAACACUAUCUUGUUUUUGGAGAUAUAAGAAGCGAAGCGGUCCACUGUGGACCGAUAAGAAAGUGCUAAAUUAAGAGAAGAUUAAAUUAGAGGAUCAAGCCCACACUAGCAGGAUAAUAGGAGAAUAGGUUUGAUUGAAUGUAGGCUAACAUUCAGAGCCCAUUUUCUUAACGGUGUUGUUUUUGCUGAUCUCUUAAUCAACACGAUUUAAAGGUAUUCCUUUACGUUAGGACUAUGCGGUGCACAGCAUCACAGAUUGUGUGUGUGAAAGCAAUACCGUCGACGGGAAGAUGGAGUAAUUUGCUAUUUGUAAUCUGCUAUUCUGCUCUGCUGCUACUACAGAGCAGCGAUAACCAACAAACAACAAACAAUCGAAAAUUGAAAGUACAAACAUCACACUAUAAAACACCCAUUAGAGAUUAAACCCGUAUUUCAAACAACAACCCACACACACACAACACUCGUUCUCUUCCUAUACCUCGUAGUGUGAAUGAGAAGCACAUGAUUGAUAACAAUUCCAAUUUAUUGUUCUAUGAGAACGCUAACAAAAUUAAUCAACACGAACGGAAACAAAAGUAGCUAAAUUGUCUUCACUCAUCAUACAGAAGAAAAACAAAACUGAAUCGUAACAUAAACAAAAUUGCUCCCAGUACCUUUACCAUGUUGGCGGGUAUGUUUAUUGUAACGCAAAAUUGGAUUUUGGACUAAAUUUUUAGGAAAACAAAACACAUACAAAAUUAACGAAUCAGGAAUGGACACAGGACAAAAUUAUGGUACAAUUACAGAAUUAGAAAAAAAAUCGUGUGGUGUCGUCGUGCCCAUUGGAUUGGUCUGUGCAUUGGAAGGACCACCUGUUUCCCCGACACCACCGACACUCAACUUGGAAGAAUUCCUUUUCUUCGGUUUGAUGGCUUAGAGGAGCGGGAAGUUUACUUUGUUGUAUGAGAGGGAAGCUAGUUUUAAGGAAAGGGGGUAGAAAACGAUCACGAUCAUGAUGCAGAAAAAGAAGAACAUAUUCACACAACAACAAAAAAAAACCGGUCAAAGUCAAAUAGGAAAUACCAAAAACUAUUGUGUAACAUCAUCAACAUCAUCAGCUGCGAUCGAUCGUACGUUGGGAAGAUAUACAUACGAAUGAAAGUGAUGCGUUGCAGAAGCGAUACGGAACGGACUGAAAAGUACAUUGUUUGUUUGUUUUUUUUUGUUUGAUAAGGUGUAUUUAUUGCAAACCUAUAAAAGGAACGGAAACCGAGUAGAAUCUAUCACAUAUGACUGAUGCGAACCUGAGCGCGCGUGUAUUAGGGGCAGAUGGGGUGGGGGGAAUGUUUGUAGCAUAGGUAAGAAGUAGUAGCCGGCAGGCAAAGCAUUAACCAGCUAACUAGCGGUGUAAUAGAGCGCAACAAAGUAGCAGUAACAAAUAGCUGUUAUAGUACGAACGAUGUAUAUCAGUCGGGGAACGAGGAACACGAUCGGCAAAGGGCAAACAAGGCGAAAAGUGAGCAUUUUUUACUGUUAAAAGAACGGAUCGAGAGGCUGUUCCUCUGAAAGUGAUGAAUGAUGAUCAUCAUCCAGCCAAGAUUCCUUCACAUCCACUCGUUUUGGAUACGAUUUUUGGUCACGAUUCGUUAUUUGCUUCAACCCCUUUCCCAUCCUCGAUAGUUGUUGAUUGUUUGUGUGGUGUCAAUGGUACAAUGUUGAAAUAGCUAGCAAAAUAUUAUUAAGCGUUCCUUGUGGCAUUCGCAGGUGGGUGUAAAUUCGCCAUUAGCGCCAUAAGUUUUCGGUUCGAAACAAAAAAAAAAAGAAAGAUAAAUCAAACAUGUAGUUCCUUAACAAUGAUGCAUUAACGAUACGGAAAGGUUAACAACAGAAUAAUAGAAACUACUACUACUGGUCAGCUGGCUACAAACGGAUAGGUAAAAUGUGUCUAUAAACCGAAACAGCACUCUAAACACACACAAACACGGACUGUUUCAGUUACUAUCUGUAUGUGUGUAAAAUAGAACAGUAACAGCAUAAUCUACCAUGUAACAAAUGAACAAAUAGAUUUAUAUUGUUUUCCGAUCAAUAUAUGGGGUUCUCGCAAUUUAAAUGCAAUUCAGCAACAGCAACAGUACACAACAAUAUUCAUUAGAAGUUAAUAGGCAAAUGCAACCCCAUGCAGACACAAAUGAUAUAAAAAUAGAACAUACAUAGAUGUAAAGAGCAUACAAAAACAAGUACAGUAAUUGCACAACAAAAGAUGCCCCAAUAUGCAUGUAUUUCUUUUUCACACAUUCCGUUUAUACAACACAGAAUUAUUAGCUGUGCUGUGCUGCAAAGCAACAAAUUUCACACAAAACAUACUACAACGGCGGGACACACCAAGAAAAAACGCACAUGCCACAUAGAAAAGAGGGAAUGAAAUAGAAGAGGAGAUAGAGAGAGAAAGUGAACUCGCAAUUAGAUUAUUACCGUGCCAUUUGUUUAAGAAUUAUGCGUUGUGUGCAUUUUGUACGAUCCAAUACGAUCCGCCCGCCACCAAUCAAUCAGCAUCACACACACAUUUGAAUCGAUUGAGCCAUUUUUAGCAUAACAAAUGCCAUGGUUUGGAGCAUUAAUUUGUAAUCAGCAUCAUCACGCACGCACGCAGCACACAUUCAUUAAUUUAAAUCAUAAAUUUGAAGUUUGUCAAAGUUAAUGUUGGGUAGAAGGGGGGAAACAAAACACCUAUUAUGUACAAUGUUCCGUUGUUUAGUUUUUAGGGGGCGGCUCUCGCACCACGCGUGGAUGGAAAAGCACUGACGAAAAAUGCAGUACAAUUAAUUAUUGUUCAUACUAUAUGCACUGGUGGGAAAAUGUGUGCACUACAUCAGUUGAUCCUUCCUUGAAAUCAAUCUGAACGGGAGCGGUGUGUGUUACUGCAGGUUAUUAAGAAAAAAAGGGGAGUUAAUCUUUUAGAGGCUAGUUCCUGUUCGUUUCAACAAUGUUCGUGUAGAGCAGCACUCUGAGUAGAAUCAGUACAAUAUGAAUUAUUAAACAGACACACACACAUAAUAGUUGUUUUAAUUGUGGUUAUUGUGCUUUUGGGGGGUUUCGUUUUCUAAAUUAUUGGCUUGAGAUGCUGAGAGGUGGGGUGUGGGGUCUCAGCUUUGUUUUAAAAUUAAGCGAGGGGGGUUUGUCACAAAUCGUGUUUUUUGGCUAUAUUAGUUAACGUGUUUUUUGUUGUAAUGUGUUCCUUAUGAAAAGCAAAACUGCACACACACACACAAUAUCGUGUUUCUCUUUAUGUAUGAAAUCAGGCCCUGGUUGCAUGCGUUCUAAAUUAUUUGUCAAAAGGCUGUAAAGGCCCGUUCGUUUUGUAGGCAGGAGGAGAGGAGUAUGUUUGAGAAGCGCUUGAGGAGGAAAGCGGUUAAUUUUCGCCUGUAGAAAGGUCUGUGAUGGUGGUGAUAAUGAAAAGCAUUAUAUAGGAAGUAAUCGGUGUGUGUGCGUGUUUGUAAUUAGUGUAUGAAUGUACAGCUGUGUAGUUUUGUCAGAAGAGGGGGAUGAGAACAGAUCGACCGCGAUGAUCGUGCGAUCAUGUACGUACAGUUUACUGAAUUAUAAGCCCCAAGAUAUAUAUCCUGUCCCAUUUACCCGAACAAAGUGAAAUAUUAUGGCAAGAAAAACUGAAAAACAGUAAAUUCAAAUGUAAACUCGAAUAAGAUAUCGAGAAAAUGUCAUAAUCAAUCAAAAAACGAUGGGCUGCAAAUGAAGUAAUAGAAAGGAGAAGAACAUAUGCAAACAACAGCAACAAAAAUGUGUCAUUAAAUGAAAUUGGCAGAGAAGAUAGAAAAAAAAAACAAAUAGCACAGAUAAACAAUAAUGCAAAUCACAUAUAAAAAACAUUUAUAUAUUUUUGAGAUAAUAUUCAUAUACUUAUACAUUUAAAAUACAAACCCAACACACAAUUUAAGAUGAACCAUUGAAAACACACACACACACAAAAACACAAUAAGAGAAAACAAUUGGUGUAACAAAAUCAAAAACAAGGAUUGGCAUAAUUCAUUUAACACACCAUUUCCUCUAGCUUUUCUGUCAAAUUGUUCCCUUUUUAAACUCUUCGCUCUGCAAAUUUAAAAUCGAAAAAUCAAUUUACUCUUGUUGCUAUUUGCUGCAAACAG
This is a messenger RNA of Anopheles merus, 8512 nucleotides long. RefSeq names its product menin (gene Mnn1). The transcript has 2 exons. Gene Ontology annotation, cellular component: nucleus; histone methyltransferase complex; chromatin. The coding region runs from base 635 to 2761 and encodes 708 amino acids. NCBI's taxonomy places the organism in Eukaryota, Metazoa, Arthropoda, Insecta, Diptera, Culicidae. Gene Ontology annotation, molecular function: transcription cis-regulatory region binding; Y-form DNA binding; chromatin binding. The record is from RefSeq and is a predicted model, not a curated record. Gene Ontology annotation, biological process: negative regulation of cell cycle; regulation of transcription by RNA polymerase II; negative regulation of cell population proliferation.